GUUUUUGGUCCGAGAGUGUUCGACCUUGGCGCAGUGUUUUUCCUGCCUCAAACUCAUAUUUAGCUGUCGACGAAACCAUCCAUCGAUGGAAUACAUCGAUCAAGAAUAAUCUCGAAUCACACUCAUCACAAAACCAAUCAAUCAUCCCAAGAGAAAACCUCAGAAAUGCCAACCACGAUGGACAGCUCAGAAGCGAGCCAACCUUUAUCUCAACGUCUAAAGUUCAAAGGGACGCUGGCCAAGGACUCGAAAGUGGCCGCAAACGAACUGAUCAAACGCUUAACUGGAUUGCUCGAUGAAUUGAAGGAAUUUGAUCAGGAGGCCGUCGAUCGGGAUUCACUUUCCGCCGUUCGUGCCGAACUCAUCCAACCCAUCCUGAUCGUCCACAAGGAUAAAACCGUCAAGGCACUCGUGGCCUGUUGUAUCGCCAAUUUGCUCAGGCUUUACGCUCCUGAUGCUCCUUACACACUUCCAGAACUCAGAGAUAUCUUUCAAUUCUUCUUUCGUCAAAUUCGAAACUUACAGCCUGGUUCGAGUCAAUGCCCCAAUCAAGCCCAUUAUUUACAUCUACUCGAGUCGCUUGCCAAUGUUCAGAGUAUCGUGCUUGUUUGCGAUGUCCCACAAAGUGAAGAAUUAAUCACAGAAAUUUUCGAGGUCCUAUUCAAAAUGGUCAAUACCGAAAUGUCGCAAAAUUUCCUCCUAUUGUUUGCCGACCUCUCCGUGCAGAUCAUCAAUGCUGCCUCACCCAUCAUCCCACCGUCCGUCGUGAAGUUACUUCUUGAACAGUUCAAACCCAAGCAGGUCAAAUCAAAUCCCGCUGCUUAUCGACUAGCAAUAGAUAUCUGUAACGCUUGUGAAGAUCGGCUGAAACAGGACGCUUAUCGGUACUUCAACGAUCUCCUGAUCCAAGCCUCCAAGGCUGCUGGCUUUGAUCACGACAACUCAGAUGAUUCAGAAAAUGAAGAAUCUGAUACUGAUCGGCGCACACGAAAAAGUUUUACCGAACUGGAAGCCACUCACAAUUUGAUCACAAGCGUCUAUCAAGUUUGCCCAGGUUUGUUACAGAGCGUCAUACCACAGCUAGAAGCAGAGCUCAAAAAGGAUCAAGUUCAACUACGCGUAUUGGCAGUCCAAACACUGGGUCAAAUGUUUUCUGAACAAUCAUUUAGCUCGAUCCCCAGCGCUCAAACCCUCAAAUCACUCGCCUCAACCACUCUAGGCCCUACCAAUCAAUCGACAUUUUACAUUAACCAACCUCUAGGUACGGAUCUUGCCAGAAGGUACUCAAGUACUUGGAGGGAAUGGACUCGCAGGGCAAAGGACCUUUCACCCCAGGUGCGGUUGGCUGUUGUCAGUUGUUUGAAGCAAAUCAUCUCCAAGCAACCACAUCUCAACGACGACAUCAGCGCGCUUUUCAAGACGUGUCUGACUGAUGCCGACGAAAAAAUCCGAUGCGAGACAUGUAAAGUGUUUUCUCAAUUAGAAUUUGAACUGGUACUACAUCAUCUAGAUGUCGGCAUUCUUAAAACUCUUAGCGGCAGAAUUGAAGAUCGCAAGCCCUCCGUUCAACGAGAAGCUCUCAAUGCUCUAGGCAGACUGUACAAGUUGGCACAAUCUGCAAUUGAAGCCGAAAAUCCUCAAGCCAUCACACAGUUUGCCUGGAUUCCGCAAGAAAUUUUAUCUAGCAUGUUUGUGGGUGAUCCACGCUUAUGCGCCUCAGCAGAAAAAGUGUUCUUGGAAUAUGUCGCACCAUUCCCUUCGACCACAGCUGAAAAGGACAGAUGGGUUGACAGGCUGCUGAAUAUCACCAAAUAUCUUGACUCGACUAGCAUGAUGAAAUUGCGAAAGUUUUCCCGGAUCGGAGUCAAACGACCGACCGGGUUCGAUAGAUUUUUGGAUGCAUGUGAAGUGUACAAUGGCGGCGUUAUGAAUCAGAACGAGACCCAAGUCAGAACACGCUUAGCUGACAUCAUGAGGGUGUUAUCAAAUCACUUUCCUGAUUCUGCCAAGGCUUUGGAAGAACUUCACAGUUUUGCAAAGUUGAAUGAUAGGCGAUUGUACAAACUUUUCAAGACGAUGUCAGAUGAGAAAGCAGAUCUUCCAACCUUGAUCAAGACUCAUCAAGAAUUCCGACGGAAGCUCAAGCCAUUAUCACCAUCCUUUGCCGAGACGCUCGAGAUUUUCCUUCACAAGUCUGCCUACUUGGUCGCCAACUCCGCCAGUGUUCCAAUUCUUCUCGAAAGAGUUAAACAUAUGGAAGCCGAUGAUCUAGCCAUGGGGCCAGUAGAUGUCCAACCAAACUUACCGCGCUCGACCUCCAAUGCUGCCAAGACGUUGCUUGAAAUGAUUUCGACGGAUCGUCCAGCGAUGCUCAUGAUGCAUGUAGACACUAUUGUCGAAUCUCUUUCAGAUCUUUCCGAGUCAAACACAAAUCAAGCUUUGGCAGAUGCCUGUCUGUUAGUACUCAGUUCCAUAGCCAAAUCAGAUCCAACUGUGAUCCCAAGUCAUAAUGAUAUCAUAGCUUCAAUGAAACAUUUUCCGAAGAAUGGAACGCCUCUUCAGGCCAAGCAGGCGGCCAUUGUGCUAGUUAAAGUGAAAGGUAUGACGACUGCCUGCCGGGAAGUGCAUGAAGAUUUGGUCGAGUGUUUACCCAAAGCCCCGCCUGAUCGGCUUCUCAGUUAUUUGAGCACAUUGGGGCAGAUCGUCAAAUACGCCCCCAAGUUCUAUGAACGACACGAGACUGCUUUAACUACCUUCCUACUCAACAAACAGAUCCUCACCUCUACUAGAGGCGAUCAGGAGGACGAUGACGAUUGGAUCCCGGACGAUCAAUUGUGCGACUCCAACAGAGCUCGAAUUAGCGCCUUGAAGGUGCUCGUCAACAGAUGUAUCGCCUCUGCCAACUCCCCACAAGCCGACACAAUUUCUGCCCCAAUCUUCAAGCUUUUAUGGCAGCUCAUAGUCACUCGAGCAAAGAUCGGCCCGGCCAUUCACAGUUAUGCAGUUGCAGCCAGACUUAGAUUGAAAGCCGCGGAAUCGAUUAUUAAACUAGCGACUUACAUCUCCUUCAACAAAGAAAUACAGAAACAUUUCGGGAAACUGGUAUGGGUUUCACAGGAUACUUCCGGAUUUGUUCGAGACAGGUUUUACAGGAAACUGGCCCGAUAUUUGCAGAGCCGACGCUUAGAUCACCCACGCUUCAAUGUACUCAUGUACUUAGCCGCGCCCGAUCCACUCAAAGAAGUCAAGGACAUCGCUCUCAAAUCUAUCACCUCAAGAUUGAGUAUUACCGGGCCACAAAUGCGAACCCAAAUGUUCGAGACGACGAUCCUCUACCUGCUCCAUGCUCUGGCCCAUCAUGACGACUUUGGGACAGAGACGAGGGACUUGGAGAACUUCACUAUCUACAUUGACUUUUUCGUGGAAUCCGUGGGCAAUAGCGAGAAUGCGUCACUAUUGUACCAUCUUGCGGGCCAGCUCAAGACCGUGAAGGAUCGUCAAGAUAACAAAUAUCCUGAGGCAUUAUACAUGCUUUCUGAUUUGGCCCAGUUGGUGAUUAGGGCCAAAGCUCGAGACCAUCAUUGGGUCUUGCCCACUUACCCAGGUCAUGUGAAACUUCCCGAUGACCUUUUCAAAGGACUUUCCUCUGAGGAGGCCUUAGAAGUGUCUAAAAAGGAUUACUUACCCGAGGAGUUUGUCAAGAAGUUCUCGCUGACGAAGAUCCAUGCGAUCCAGAAAGAGCGCGAGGCUAUGAUUAAUGGGGAGCCCGUCGGUCCGGGUUCUCGGAAGACGAAGCGUGGACCCAAGCCGACCAAGAAGCAAGCGCCUGAGAAGAAGAGACGCAAGCUGGCGACGCCCCAAGAAGAUGAUGAGGCAGACCAAGAUGACGAGAGCGAGCCUGAAAUCAUAGUUGCUCCAAAGGAAGAUCGGUCUAAGCGACUGGCCGCUAGACGCCGGCCUCCUGCUCGAGCUGGCCAUAAAAGCCAAAGUGAAGUCAAUACCACUGAUAGUGAACAGUGAUUUGUUGGCAGCCUCAAAAUGGUUGCAGUCUUUCCCAAAAUCAGGGAAUUUUGCUUGUAUUUUUUUGGAUAUAUCUAAUUCUAUUCUCUCCUUACAUCGCUGUGCUUUUAAAAGAGUUUUCUUAAUCUUUGUUUGCGUUUUUUAAUGUGUGUGUCUGAUGUAUCUUUCUUACAUGUGUGGAAAUUUACGUUGUCCACACCCAACUAAACGUUGAACAUCUGUAUCUUGAUGCGCUUUAAUGUAUUGCCAUAAGGACGCUUCUUGUCUAUUUGGACUAGGUUCCCAAUCUGACCCUGCC
This is a messenger RNA of Puccinia graminis f. sp. tritici CRL 75-36-700-3, 4318 nucleotides long. RefSeq lists its product as uncharacterized. Bases 166 to 4020 code for a protein of 1284 amino acids. Lineage: Eukaryota; Fungi; Basidiomycota; Pucciniomycetes; Pucciniales; Pucciniaceae. The transcript is spliced from 21 exons. Gene Ontology annotation, biological process: DNA repair; mitotic sister chromatid cohesion. Gene Ontology annotation, cellular component: nucleus; chromatin. The record is from RefSeq and is a predicted model, not a curated record.